This is a messenger RNA of Podarcis lilfordi (Lilford's wall lizard), 3114 nucleotides long. The record is from the annotation of a GenBank genome assembly. NCBI's taxonomy places the organism in Eukaryota, Metazoa, Chordata, Lepidosauria, Squamata, Lacertidae.
AUGACGCGGAGGUCCUUAAUAGCUGUGCGGCGUGGGGUUGUCUAUUUCUCCCGCCUGAUCAGGAGCCGGAAGACUGUGCCUCCCGCGUGCGCCGCGGCCCUCACUGACUGGCGCUUCCCGUUCGACUUCCUCGUAUGGGGGGCGGGAAGAGCGGCCGGACGUAAAACCAACAGGCAGUCACCGGGGCAGCCUUGGGCGGAAGUCGUCGGGAGGAGAAGGAAAAAGGCGGGGCGGCGGCGGAAGGGAGCGUUGCGACAUCCGAACUCCUCGUUAUGGCGGCUCUCAGGAAGGCCGGAGACGUUAGUAUCGGAGGGGCUGAGGGGGCGCGGGUGGCGCUGGCGGGUGGCGAGCGGGCGCUUCUCAUUCCUUAACGGCCUCACUCCGGCGCUUCCGGGGGUGGUUUUCAGGCUCCCCCGGCUCUUCUCGUGGAGUUUCUCCAGCCCCGCCCCUGUGAGGAGGCCUCGGCGCGUGCGGGAGACUCGCUUCUCCCGCCCGCUCGCUCGCUGUCGGGUUGGCCCCUCGCAAGGGGCUGCGCAGGCCUCCUGGGCGCGCUUAGUCCAGGCUGUGCCGCUUGCGACUGACACCUGAACCUUGGGGGCCCGUUGGAUCGGGCUUUCUGCAAAGGCUCAGCCCAAGGCUUUCGUUUUAGACGUAGCCCGGUUGCACUUUUAAGCGUCUCUAGGGGAAAGUGAGCCGCGUUGGAUUAAUGGGACUUUAAAAAGCCCCAGCAGGCGGGUCUAGAAUUGAAAUGUAAAGCACCUCCUCCCCCCCCCCCGUUUUAAACUCUUAAAACUCAAGGAAGACAGAGACGCCUUCUAGAUAGUCAGAUAUAUUUUGCUAAACAUACAGUUCUAGGCGAAAUCAAAUUUUCAGUUGAAAAACGAAGGACCUGGUAAGGUGGUUUUUUGAUUUUUUUAAAAUCACAGUACUGUAUUACACAGGCAUAUUUCUAUUGGGAAACACAACUUUUUGCCGCCCCCCCCCCGCUUGAACAUCUGUUACAGAAAAUGCGAGAACUACUUUAUUUUGGAUUUUUCAGAUUUGAAAAUUUGAAAGUGUCUUUUUCAGAAAUUAUUUUCUGUUUUAUAUUUUGCCCAAACUACUAGGGUGCAAUCAAAAUCUGUUAAACUCUUUAUGAGUGUUUUUCACCUUCCUCCAUGUGCCCCCUCAAAUCUUGCUCUGAAAUUAAACCAUGGAAUUAAGUUCCUGCAGCCUAUUGUGAUGGCCACCAACCUGGAUGCCUUUAAAAGAGGAUUAGACAAUUCAUGGAGGGAUAAGGCUAUCAAUAGCAACGAACCAAAUUAGCUUUGUUCUUUUUCUACUGUAAGUGGCAGUUCUGCGAAUUGUUGUGCUCAGGUCCUGCUUUCAGGCUUCCCAUGAACACCUGACUGUUCUCUGUAAGGACAGAAUGCUGAACUAAGUGAUCAUUUGGUCUGAUCCAACAGGGUUUUUAUUUUCUUAUGAGAGGAAAGUGAAGUUCUGUUGCAUUAACAUAAAUUCAUCUCACUCAUGUGCAGAUAUAAUGGGAUGCAACACUUGGGGUUUCUCACUUACCUAGGGAAUGUAUUCUUCUAAAAAUUUAUGUAAAUACAUGCUGUGAGCAUGAUCCUUGAGUGUAAGAAUUAUGUGGUGUGCUUUGUGUUUGGAAAAGUAUCACGGAAACAAGUUUUGAUGAUUUCAUUGAGACUUAAUCCAGUUUAGUAUACUCUCACCAAAGAUUUGUAAUAUCAGUACAAAACAGCAAAAAGGCUCCCAGUUCUCCCUUCGGUCAAAAUAAGUCCUAUUGCUAUGAAACUGUUAUCAUGUGUCUCUAAUUCUUUCUUUCCUUGUAUUGUAGUGAAAACAUAGGUUUAGCAAUCGUGGAGGAAGAAAGUACCAAAAAUAGUUGUGAAUUCAUAAGAUACUUGGAACCCGAAAUACAUUGGAUGACACCCUACUUUGGUACUCUCCAUCUUCUGCAUCCAGAGUUAUUUUUAUUUGGCAGUUUGUGUAGUAGACACUGACAGGUAAGUUGAAAUUAUUCAGCUUGAAGAACUAGUUGUAGAACAUGUUAUUUGCAUGUCUUUAAAGAUGUUAUGUCUGUCAGCAAUCUUGUAAGUAGAGCAAUAUAUUAGCUUCCUGAAUGCAUAUUUUACAUUACAUUUUGCAUUGCUAAUCUACAGAUUUGAUGUGCUCUUGUACCUUGGGAACAAAGUUACCGUUACAGUUUGACAUAGAAUAUAGUACUUCCAAACUAAUUUUGUCUUAAUAUAGACACUGCACAUAAAGGGAUAAUUUAUAACAAUAUUGCUUUGGUUAAUUUGGUAAACACAGCAUUUUUAAAAGAUAAAGUGCACAGCAUACCGUAAAAAAGGGGCAUGUAUUUUUCUUUAAUUUUCAGGUUGGGAGGAGACUAUACCCAUGUAGAGUUGCAUUCAUCUUGAAGCAACAAGUUUGCAUCUUAGGGAUGCUUCUUAAUCUGGUACUUCUGUUAGACACUCAUGGGUUUGGUGGGUUUUCUCUAACUAGUAUACUAGCUGUGUCCUCACCAGGAAAAGUCAAACUAGGCCUCAUUCAUGAUUUUGUAUUUUAUUAAUUGUAGUUUUAUUAUGAGUUUCCUUAAAUACACUAUAGUGUUGAAAGUUGGUAGAGAAAUUAUUAAUUUCAUAAAAUUAAUAAAUCUUAAGUGUUGUGGUAAACUACUCAUUUCAAAAAAAGUAUACUCUUCCAUCAAAUUGUUUUUCAGUGUCAAGGCCAAGAUAUACAAAAUCUAAACAAAUUGGGUGAUAUUCUAACAGUGUCCAUCUGCCAGCAAAAAUUAGCUUCCACUUUCCAGUGUGACUUUGUCCGCUCCUCCCUGUUCACGUGUCUGGAAAAUCUGUUCCAGAAGGUUGAUGAACUUGGAUUUGAAUUUCACCUGUACCUACUAUUAUUCUUGGUCACUGUUAUAUUCCUCAAGGAAGGAAUUCCACAAAAUCUAAGUAGUCAUUAGGUUACAUUUGCAGCAGUCCUGCAAUUAAAGGCAGAUUAUUUUUCAUUUAAAAAAACCUUACACAUUUCUUUUCUUUUUUUAUAAAAAACAGAGCACCGAAAAGAGCAGCCGCAGCGUAUUUUUCUUCUGAAGAUAAUUUUUAA